AUGCGGCACGCUUAUCUCUGUGUGGUUUAUGAAAUCAGAUCUGAAGCUUCAACAUUUGACGAUUUUCUUAAUUUGUUGGUCGAAAGAGGCAACCAGCCCUGCUACGCUGUUUUGGAUUACUGUUGCGACUCAAUUAUCGGAAGUACUCUGUGCUUUGUCCACUGGUGUGUUAUAUUAUUUAUUUUUAUUAUCUGCAGGGUUCCUGAUGAUGCCACGGUAAAGUCAAAGUUGAUCUACGCGGGUUCCAAAGAUGCUAUUCGCAAGCUAUGUGAGGGCAUCAAAUUCGAGGUUCAAGCCAGUGAAUUAUCCGACAUUACUUCAGACGAUAUGACAAAACGAGCCAGAUCUGCUUACAAAUCUUCUUAA
Messenger RNA from Protopolystoma xenopodis, 366 nucleotides. Lineage: Eukaryota; Metazoa; Platyhelminthes; Monogenea; Polystomatidea; Polystomatidae. The record is from the annotation of a GenBank genome assembly.